Molecule: messenger RNA, 255 nt
Organism: Dentiscutata erythropus
Lineage: Eukaryota; Fungi; Glomeromycota; Glomeromycetes; Diversisporales; Gigasporaceae
Source: the annotation of a GenBank genome assembly
AAAGAUGAAGAAAUUGCUAAAGUUCAUGAAUAUAAAGAAAGAAGAUUAGAAAGUCUUAUAUUUGAUGCCGAACACGCAUUUGAUGAAAAAGAUUAUGAAAAUGCAUAUUCUAAACUAAAUAAAAUUAUAGGGAAAAUUCCUGAUACUCAUAAAGAAUAUAUUAAUUUUGUACACAAACUUUCAUUAUGUAUUUUGAGAAAACAAGAUACUAAAAUAUUAGCUAACGAAAUUGAAAAUGAACUAUCAGAAAGUUGA